AUGACCCUCUGCGCCCAGUACUUGCGACAGGCAGAGGCCCUGAAGGCUGACAUGACAGACGCAAAGCUGGGCGAGGCAGAGGUGUGGACGUCGCGGCAGGCUUUGCAGGACGUGUAUCAGAAGAUGCUGGUCAGAGACUUGGAGUAUGCUCUGGAUAAGAAGGUGGAGCAGGACCUGUGGAACCAUGCAUUCAAGAACCAGAUCACCACGUUGCAGAGCCAGGCCAAGAACCGCGCCAACCCCAACCGCAGCGAGGUGCAGGCGAACCUGUCCCUGUUCCUGGAAGCAGCCAGCGGCUUCUAUACUCAGAUGCUGCAGGAGCUGUGCACAGUCUUCCACGUGGACCUGCCCUGCCGUGUGCGCUCCUCUCAGCUGGGCCUCCUGGGCUGCCCCCCCCCUCAGAGCAGCAUUGUGACCCCCCAGCCCAGCUCCUGCUUCUAUAUAUGCCAGCACUGCCUCGUUCACCUGGGGGACAUUGCUCGUUACCGUAAUCAGACAAGUCAGGCGGAAUCGUACUACAGACACGCUGCUCAGCUGGUGCCAUCCAAUGGUCAACCCUACAACCAGCUGGCGAUCCUGGCCUCGUCCAAAGGAGACCACCUGACCACCAUCUUUUACUACUGCCGCAGCAUCGCUGUGAAGUUCCCCUUCCCUGCGGCCUCCACCAACCUGCAGAAAGCCCUGUCCAAGGCUCUGGAAAGUCAAGGGGGGAAGAACAUGAGGAGCCUGUCCGAUUUUGUCAAAGCUUUUAUCAAGUUCCACGGCCACGUCAACCUGAGCAAAAGUGUGGAGAAGCUGGAUGCACUGAGGGACUGGCUGGAGGAGCAGUUUCAGAGGCUGAUGCUGCAGAAGGCCUUCAACUCUCAGCAGCUCGUCCACCUGACUGUGAUCAACCUGUUUGAGCUGCAUCACCUGCAGGAGCUGAGCGACGCAGAGCAGAACCUGGGCUCCGAGCACCAGACCAGCUGGACACAACUGCUGGGCCUCUUCAUGUCGUUCCUGGGCGUCAUGUGCAGCAGAGCCAUCCUGAACCAGUCGGAGAGCGAGGAGCUGCCGGGGGCAGAGUGCCCGCUGCCCGCCAUAAAAGUGUCCCUGGACUGGCUCCGGCUGCGGCCCGCCCUGUUCCAGGAGGCAGCUGUGCACGAGCGCAAACAUGUGUGGCCGUGGCUUGUGUCUCUGCUGAACGGAUUCCAGCCCAAAGAAGAGGACGUGUCUUGUUCCUCAGUGGUGCCUCUGCCAGAGGAGUUUGAGCUGCAGGGGUUCCUGGCCCUGAGACCAGCUCUACGCACGCUGGACUUCAGCCAGGGCCACCAGGGGGCACUCCACACCAGGCACCAACGCCUAGUCUGCCUGGGCAAGUGGAUCGCAGACACACAGCCUCUGCUGAUGCAGUGCCGUGCCUCCGACAACGGCCUCCUCACCUUCCUCACGGAUCUGCCCGAGCUCCCUAUCGACCUGCCCCAGGAGAAGGAGGUACUCCAGGAGGCCGGCCAGCACCACGACUCCUCCAAUGCCAGCUCCAAGCCCUUGGUGUCUGCGCCCAAGAGCACCAGCGCCUCGCUCAAAGAGAACCUUAAGCCGCGCGAGCCGGGCCGAGACACCCCUGCACGCGGCCUGCACAGGGAGCCCGCCAAGGAGCGCAGAGACCUGUGCAAGGGCAGCACUGCGGCCCCCAAGAUUGAGCCCAAGUGGGACGCCAAAAAAAAGAGCGACGUGAAGAAGAGCUCACACGACAAGAUCAUGGACUCCAAACAGGUGAAAGUGCAGCCAGAGGUGAGGAAGACGCCUGUGCCUGAAGUGAAGAAGAGCCCGGUGACCCCGACUCAGAGUCUGGGAUCCUCCACUCAGUUCAUCCACCACCAGGGGGCGUUCCCCCCUCUGCCAGGCCGCCCAGGCUUCCCGUCCACCUACGUGCUGACUCCUUCGGUCCCCUUCCUCCCCUUCCCCACCGGGCCCGUUCCUGGGUCUGGCCACUUUUUGCCCCAAGCCCCCCCUCAGGCCAAACAGUCUCACCCCACAUACACCCCCCAGCGCUCCCCCCCUCUGGGCUCUCCAGCAGGACAGCAGCAGCAGACCCUGGGAAAGAGCCCUCCUCACCGGGGACUGCAGCAGUUCCUACAGGGCCAGAGCUUGGGCACCAAGCUGUCCCAGAUGCACCAGAUGCCUUUAGCCCUGCAGCAGCAGCAGCAGCAACAGCAGCAACAACAGCAGCAGCAGCAGCAGCAGUCCCUCUUCCUAUCCCCUGAUUCCAGCAUGAAGCAGUUCGAUGUGGACAAGAAGUUUCCCCCCAACAUAAGCCUGCAGAACGAGCGGAUGUGGGACUACCCCGACCCAGCUAUGAUGGAGCGGCUGCGGAGGGAAAGGGAGCCAGAGCCCCCCCGGAGACAGCUUCCCUUCCAGGACCCAAAGUCGUCUCCUUUGCUGCCUCCGGACUUGUUAAAGACCCUAGCGGAGUUCGGCGAGGACGAGGGCCUGGUCUUUCCCAAAGCCUCUUCACUUUUCCACGCCUUGGCCUCUCCUCUCAGCUCCGCUCCUGGAUCAAACCUCUUCCCUGGAGUGGAGAGCAUGAACCAACAGUCGUCUCUGCUGCAGGGGUUUCCUAUGCAGCUCAACCAGAACAGCAUGUUCAGCGGGUCAAGUGGAAAGAACCUGCCGUCCGGCUCCAAACCUGAGGCCCCCAUGAGGCCACAGGAGCCGUCCCAGUACACUCUGUUCAACACGGCCUGGCCCCCACCUUUGACCGCCAACUCUGACCACUCCACUCCGGUGAGCCAGUCCCCUCACUCGUCCAACCCUAGCAGCCUGCCCUCCUCCCCCCCGACUCACAACCACAGCACCCAGCCCUUCCACAACUACGGCCCCAUCGGGACCUUCGACUGCAGCCGUGAACGGCGUCUCGUCGACCGCUGGAAGCCCGACAAGAAAGGUCCUGGGAGUGGUUUUGGACUGGACUACCUGCCCUCUUCCUUGUCCUCUGAGUCUAGCUGGCCUCAGAACAGCUGGACCAACCAGGAGUCACCAAUGGAAGAAUCCACAGGGCUGCCGGACGGACUCAAGUCCUUCUGGUCUAGCUCCAUGAUGCAGCCUGGGCCCUCAGCUCUGGAGCAGCUCCUGCAGCAGCAGAAGCAGAAGCAGCAGCAGCAGAUGCAGAUGCGCGCCCACGGCAACAUGAUGAACCCGCCGCACUGA
This is a messenger RNA of Knipowitschia caucasica, 3189 nucleotides long. NCBI's taxonomy places the organism in Eukaryota, Metazoa, Chordata, Actinopteri, Gobiiformes, Gobiidae. The record is from the annotation of a GenBank genome assembly.